This is a messenger RNA of Ustilago hordei, 1347 nucleotides long. RefSeq lists its product as uncharacterized. Gene Ontology annotation, biological process: mRNA splicing, via spliceosome. NCBI's taxonomy places the organism in Eukaryota, Fungi, Basidiomycota, Ustilaginomycetes, Ustilaginales, Ustilaginaceae. The coding region runs from base 1 to 1347 and encodes 448 amino acids. The transcript has a single exon. Gene Ontology annotation, molecular function: RNA binding. Gene Ontology annotation, cellular component: U2-type spliceosomal complex; U2 snRNP. The record is from RefSeq and is a predicted model, not a curated record.
AUGCAUCCAGCACCGCCAGCCACAGGCGGCUCCGAAGAUCCGCGCGUCUACCUCGACCGCGUCUCUGGCAACUGGCGCUACGAAGACGAAUCCGGACAAGAAUGGGAAUGGCAAGCUUUCCUACAUCUUUCUCGCCCCACCGUCGACCUCGGCGAAAGCGAAGACGACCCCCCCUCCUCCUCCUCUUCCAACCCCUCUUCUUCAUCAUCAACACAACCCGUAGGGCAUUGGGUCAAGGUCCUCGACGAAGACCUUCUCUCAACCCAACAGGCUGCAUACUCGAUCGCCGGGGUAGACGAAUGCCAACCUUCUCAAGCGGUCCUUCGCAGAAGCAAGAAACGUCCUCCCUCCCCCUCCAACCCCACUUCUACCCCAGCAGAGAGGCUACCACCGAGUAAAAAACCAAAGCCGAUAACAUCACUCUACAUCACGGGUCUACCUCUGGAUGCAACACAGGAGGAGAUCGCACGGGUGUUUUCGCGGUAUGGCGUUUUGUUGGAGGAUGAUGAGGGGAAGCCGAGGGUGAAGAUGUAUUACGAUGAAAGAACGGGGGUGUUUAGGGGAGAAGCACUGGUGGUUUAUUUUAAAGCGGAAAGUGUGGAGUUGGCGAUUAGGAUGUUGGAUGAGACGAGUCUGAGGGGUGCAAUUGGUGGGAGCAACAACGCGGGAGGAGGGCCGGUUAUGAGGGUUCAACGUGCUCAGUUCCCCGCCACCUCCAACAACACAACAUCAAGCGCCACCGCUGAAAAGCAGGAAGAAAGCACAAAUGGAAAAGAUGAAGGGCCGUCUACAACACGCCAACGUAGAAACCUAACUGAUCAAGAACGUAAAAACAUCGCCAAGAGAGUAGCUAAACUGGAAAAUAAACUUUCAGAUUGGAGAGACGACGAUCCACUCUCGCGCUCCUCUGUUCCCCUUGCGACCACCUCGCCUUCCACCCGGGCAGCGAAAGGCCGAACAGUAGUCUUGACCAAAAUGUUCACACUGCACGAGCUCGAUUCGGACCCGACGCUCCUCCUUGACCUGAAAGAAGACGUGCGCGACGAGUGCACCGCGAAGAUCGGCGGAGUGACCAACGUCGUACUGUGGGACAAAGAACCCGCAGGGAUCAUGACGGUCAGAUUCCAAACCGAACAGCAGGCCGAGGCGUGCGUAAAGAUGAUGAAAGCCAGGUAUUUCGCACAAAGAAGCAUCGAUGCCUGGCUCGCCGACGCUACGCCGAGCUUUAAGAAGAGCCGCAAUGACGGCGCCGCCGACGACGAGGCGAGUGAUGCCGAGCAAAAUGAGGCCAAGGCGCAGGAGAGCAGAAGAAAGCAUGCUUUCGGGGCGUGGUUGGAGGAAGCGUAG